Molecule: messenger RNA, 810 nt
Organism: Thermothielavioides terrestris NRRL 8126
Lineage: Eukaryota; Fungi; Ascomycota; Sordariomycetes; Sordariales; Chaetomiaceae
Exons: 3
Coding region: 1-810 (269 amino acids)
Biological process (GO): DNA catabolic process
Molecular function (GO): nucleic acid binding; endonuclease activity
Source: RefSeq, a predicted model, not a curated record
AUGGCAUGGGGCGCUCUAGGGCAUUACGCCGUUGCCUACGUUGCCACGAACUUUGUGACUUCCAGCACCAAGUCGUACAUGCAGGACCUCCUCGGCGACACCACAACGGACUACCUCGCUAGUGUCGCGGCAUGGGCGGACUCCUACAGAUACACCAGCGCCGGCAAGUUCAGCGAGCCGUUUCACUUCAUCGAUGCCCAUGAUAGCCCGCCUUCGAGCUGUGGUGUCAGCUACUCCAGGGACUGCGGGAGCAGCGGCUGCAUCGUCAGCGCCAUUUCCAACUACACCAGCCGACUUCUAACAACGUCAUUGAGCAAGUCGGAACGACAGAUUGCGGCCAAGAUGCUGAUUCACUUCCUCGGUGACAUCGGGCAGCCGCUGCACUGCGAGAACCUGGACGUGGGCGGCAACGACAUUUCCGUGACAUACAGCGGCUCGUCCACCAACCUCCACAGCGUCUGGGACACCGCAAUUCCCGAGGAGAUCGCCGGCGGCUCAACCAUGUCGGUUGCCAAGACGUGGGCGGCAGACCUUACUGAAGAGAUCAAGUCGGGGAGCUACAAGUCGUCCGCCGCCCAGUGGAUCAGCGGCUUAAGCAUUACCAACGGUCAAAGCUCCGCUCUGACCUGGGCUUCUGAGAGCAACGCCCAGGUUUGCACCGUUGUGAUGCCGGAUGGAGUCGACGCUCUUCAAAGCGAGGAUCUUUCUGGCAGUUACACCACCGCUGCCACGCCUACGGUGAACCUACAGAUUGCUAAGCAGGGAUACCGUCUUGCUAAGUGGCUGGAUGCGAUUGUGGCUGCUCUUUAG